Messenger RNA from Cloeon dipterum, 4888 nucleotides. Its product is annotated as dipeptidase 1-like. The coding region runs from base 169 to 1800 and encodes 543 amino acids. The transcript is spliced from 14 exons. Gene Ontology annotation, molecular function: metallodipeptidase activity. Gene Ontology annotation, biological process: proteolysis. The record is from RefSeq and is a predicted model, not a curated record. NCBI's taxonomy places the organism in Eukaryota, Metazoa, Arthropoda, Insecta, Ephemeroptera, Baetidae.
GCUCGCGACGCAGGCGCACGGAACGCAACCCGCACAACUCAGCUGCGGGCUUGCAUAUUCGCUUCCAUGGGUCACUGACUGGAGAAAAAUAGUGUCCAGUCUUUCAAACCCCCUGAACCAGGGUGGAAUUUUCGGCACGCAGAGCAGAGAAAUUCGGCCACCAAGACUAUGAACUCAGGAUUCCCGAGAGCGGCUACCACCAGGCUGCCGCACCAGGACAUAGAGCUCAACCUCGACCUGAUCGAGACGAUCCGAGCGGACACUUCCAAUUGCUCAUCGCCCGUCAGGACGACCAUAUUCGAAGGCUCCUGGAUUUACCAGCAAAACAGCCGUGACCACCUGACGCCCCCAACGACCCCGAGUCCAGAUGACUUCCUGCCGCACCCGAUCAAGAUAAACGGCAUCGGUCACUGCGCCCUGCACACCCCUCUUCCGCCCCCUCCGAAACCACCCCUGAAGGGCAUCCCCGAUAAGCCGUCCUUCCUGCACCUGCAGCAGGGCAGACAGAAGCUGAUCGUUGGCUCAAUCAUUUUCGUCUGCCUGGCCCUCUUUCUGGGGGUUGGCCUGCCUUUCGCGCUCGACCUGAGGGCGUCCCGGCUGCUCGAGGCGCGUUUGCAGGUCGUCCAGCGCAUCCUGAGCGACGCACCGCUCGUCGACGGACACAACGACCUGGCGUGGAACCUUCGCCGGCGCAGGCAGAACAAGUUGUUUGACUUCAAGUUCAAUUCCGACCUCAAGGGUGACCCUUCGUGGACUGGAGGAACACUUUGGUCACAAACCGACCUGAAUCGGAUGCAGAAGGGCCUCGUCUCGGCACAGUUUUGGUCAGCAUACGUUCCGUGCGGCUCCCAAUACUUGGACUCCGUGCAGCUCACUCUGGAGCAAAUCGACGUAAUAAUAAGACUGGUGGAAAAGUAUCCCAAACAUUUGCAGAUGGCUACGACUGCAGAAGAAAUCGAAAGCGCGCAUCGUGCAGGAAAAAUUGCCAGUCUGAUCGGAGUCGAAGGUGGGCACUCAUUAGGCAGCUCGCUGGCUAUUCUGAGGACCCUCUACCAAUUAGGCGUCCGCUACCUGACCCUAACUCACGCUUGCAAUACCCCGUGGGCCGAUUCCUCUAUGGUGGACGAGGCGACCCUGGGACACAAAAGCAGCGUCCAGGAUGAAGAUGAGCCGCCAUUGAUGCCACUCUCCGACCACGACGGCCUUUCCGACUUUGGGAAGCUGGUGAUUCAAGAAAUGAAUAGGUUGGGAAUGAUGGUGGAUUUGUCACACGUUUCGGCGCGAACAAUGGACGCCGCGAUCAAAGUCACGAAAGCGCCGGUCAUCUUUUCGCACUCGGGCGCGCAGGCGAUUUGCAAUUCGACUCGAAACGUUCCAGACUCGAUUUUGAGCAAAUUGGCUCUCAACGGGGGAAUAGUGAUGGUUAGCUUUUUCAAUCAGUUCCUCAACUGCAAGGAAAAGGCCACUCUCAAAGAUGUAAUUGCUCACAUUAAUCACAUCAGGAACAUGGCAGGCGUGAAUCACGUCGGGCUUGGUGCUGGAUUUGACGGCAUUACGCAAGUUCCUGAAGGUCUUGAGGAUGUGUCAAAGUACCCAAUGUUGCUGGCAGAAUUGGCUCGUGACCGGAGAUGGAGCGCCGAGGACAUUAAAAAGCUAGCUGGUGGCAAUCUUGUUCGAGUCAUGAGAGAGACAGCAAGGAUUCGCGGUGAUAUGGAGCGAGCCAAAAUCGCGCCGCACGAAGAGUGGAUUUCCAUGGAGGAUUUGGACGAGAAGACCUACUGCAGAUUCCCAGGGAUUUGAAUAAUUAGCUACACUCCAAAGUCAUCUACUCUUCAGCACAAUAAUUUAAUUGCUAAGUUAAAAUUAAGGCUAAAAGUGAGAUGGACACGUUGAUGGUGCGCAAUUAAAUAAUGUGUGGCCAAUAUUGUUUUUGUAUUGGAAGAGCAGUGAGAAAAUUAUGAAAGUAGCGAAAUAUUGUAAACCAAACGGGAAUAGAUUUUUCAAUGCAAUAUUAGCAAAAUUUCAUAGAUAUAAUUUUAUGAAAGUACAAAAAAAAUUUGCAGAUAUGUGGAAAGGUCAAUAAGAGGAGUUUGAUGAGGCUGUCUGCUGAAUAUAGAAAUAAUGAGGAUGAUAAAAUUUGACAUGCCCAAAAAAAUAAAUUUGAAAUUUAGCACCUGAUUCUCUUAUUGAGUUUUAAAUUUAUUGAAAAACAAAAAAAUAAUGCACAAAGGUUGGUAAAUUUAAGAAAUUAGAAUUUUAAAAUUAGUCAUCCUGAGUAUAAAAAUCAAUUCAAUUUUUUUUUACCUUUAAAUUUCUAGAAAAGUUACACCUUUAUCUGAGUUAAAGCUUUAAUUUAGUAAUUUACUUCCUUUUAUGAGCUCAAAAGCACCGGGAAAAAUGACGAGAAAUGAAGAAUAAACCAUUGCCCUGAAGUUUUGGCUCUGAGCAAAUAUUUUACAAAUUUAGGAAAAAUCAUUGCCGACAAAUUUGUAUUAAUUUAAUACAUAUUAUUAAUAGUCCAAAUCUCAGUGUGUGAUUAAUAAAUUAAACACGAAAGAAAAUUAUUUUGUUAAUUGAUCAUGAUGUAGGAUGUAGGUCGUUUGCCUUGUUGGUUAAACCCAUUUCUAAGUUCAUCCCCCGACCCCUUAACCUGAAGGGAGAAACGAUGAUUUUAAUGAUUUUCCUGAUCUCUCUCUCCCGACCGACCGACCGCGACACGUGUAAACAAAUUAUUAUAAGCAGCAGAAUUUGAUAAAUAUUUUCAGAAUAUUACACGUAAUUUGUUUUUCGAAAGCAAGAACACAUUCAUAAACACACAUUUCAUAUAGCAGAGGAUUAAUUGAAACGGAUAUAAAAGGGAUAUUUCACAGUUGUUACUCUCGUAAAAUCAACUCGCGCGUGCUCUCGCCAUGGCAGACCCUCAUGAUUUAUUUAAUACAGUCCAGAUGGGACCAGGUCAAACAUAAUUGUGAGAUUAAAAUCCAAGUGAUCGCUAAAAAGUUGGGUAUUCUGCUCAGUCCAAAUUUCAGGAUCGAAAAUCUUCUUGACUUGAGUGAGCAUAAUAUUUCAUCAUUGACCAUGUAUGUAUUUGCGUUGUUAAAACAACACAAAUGAAUUUAAUUACCGUGCUUAAGUGUUUAUAUAUAGGAUUAGAAAAUUGAUACAGCUCUUUUUAUUGGUCUUCCAAUAAUGCCUAUUAUGCAGCUCCCGACCAGCUUAUGAAGGUUUUGAAUGACCUGUUGUCGACGGAGUGCAACAAGCUCUUGAGAUAUCACGAGGAAAUGAAUAUCCUGAUGGUUCCUGCCUUAGAAAUUUCUCUUAGGAUGGGACUAAAAUCCGUCGAUUUAACUGCAUAUCUUUCAUAUUCUCCAAUUGAACUGAAAUAUCAUUACUUUAAAUCGGCAGUGGUGCAGUUGUUUGAAAUUGCUCCCAACAUCGAAGAGCUGAAGAUAACAAGCAAGAAAAGCAGUGACAACAGAUUUCCUGAUAUUCCUGUGGACACUGAGUUACUUCAAGCGCUCGGUAGAUUAGUACAGCUAAAACUUCUUCAAAUAGAUGAAUUGUGCAACCUUAACGGGCUCGAUGACCUAUUUCAACUUGGCGAGCACCUAAAAGAACUACAAUUUAUCAGCGUUUGUUUCCCCAGCGGUUUUGCUGACAUUGACUUCGAUGAAAAACAAAUAGUUGAAAAAAUGAAAAAGAGCUUACCAAAUCUGAAAGUUUUUAUCUACAACGCAUACGCAGGUUAUCACUGGAGGCGUUUGUUAAUAGACCAUCUCCCGAACUUGCAAGUCAUUGAAAACUACGCAAGUGAGCUUUGUUCCAAGCAUGACUACAACUCUUUGGCUCAUCUGGACCCAGAACGUCGUGGAACGUCAAACCUGCGCCAAUUGUUGGUGGAUUUUUCCGAAGAGAGUAUAAGUGAAAGCAUUCACUUGGCAUUUCCUCAUGUCAGUCAUUUAUGGAUCUAUUGGUAUGAAAAGAUUAUCCGCGAUAAAGACAUCCAGUGGCAAGCUUUGUUAAAAUUUACCCAAAUUGAGAGUCUGGAAAUUGUCGAAUUUCCACUGCCUGUAUUGAAAUGCUUCUUGGACAAAUAUGGAUCAAAUCUACUGGCACUUAGCAUUAUCCAAUAUAGCACAGAAGUUAUUGAUGAAUCCAUGCUGUCCUUCCAACAGAUUUUUACUGCCUGCCCAAAGUUGGAGAAACUUCAACUUCACACGAUCGCAAUUGGUACUGAGCCUAUAACCUUUUUCUCUCAUCUUCAAGAAGUAAAAUUAGGUUAUUAUAGUUGCUAUUGUUGCGCUCCUGCGGAUUUACCCAAUAUUCUGAGCGCACCCGAUCUGCAGAAGGUGACAUUGUAUGCCGAUGAAUUUAGUGUGAAGGACCUUAAGAUGCUAAAACCAUCAGUUAUCGAAAAGAAGGUUCUGCGAAAACUCAAAACUCUCAUCAUCCAAAUGAGGAUAAAUUCCUGGAGUAGACUCACUAAUGUCGCUGUUGUCGAACAUUUCAAAGAACUCAUGGAAUUGAUUAAAUGCGCCGCCGGUAGUCUGCAUCAACUUACUCACGUGAAAUUUUACAUGAAUUAUUACCCAAGUGAGUACUCUAUUGUGGCAAAAAGUCUAAGGGACGGAAAAAAAGAUACUGGACAAAUGCCAGGCGUUUCAUACUUUUUUAGUGACAUGCAACAAGAUAUUUCUGAGGAUGCAUACAGUUGGUUUAUUGAUGAAGAACUCAUCAGCAUUCUUGACCACUUCCAAUAACAGUAUGAACUUUGGCUGCACGUACAGUACACAAUGAAUUACAGAAUUGUACAUAUAGACAAAAGUGUUAUGUUUAUGAUCCAAAAAAUAAAGUAUAAAAUAAAAAUUCUUGAGUUAAACUUCAAAAA